UAAAACUGAAGGAGGAAAUUAUUUAUUUAAAAACUGACGCAAGGGCGCUAAAUCUAAAACAAACUGAAUAAAAUAUGAAAAUAUAUGCAGCUGCACAAUCAGAAGUUUGUGGUACACGCACGAAAGGUUCGAAUGUACAUUUAAUUAAACAAAUUAUAUAUAUAUAUAAUACGCUAACAAGAAAUGAUGGGUAGCUAGCUAGCUAACGUUAGCUUGAGACCUAGCUAGCUAGCUACGCAGUUAUUUGCAGUGGGGAAUAUCCGACAAGCUAGCUAGCAUUAUGAUUGGUAGCUAGUUAGCUACGACAAGCACCAUCUUAUAUGAUUCUAGCGUUAGCCUAUGUUGGAAGAAUGUUUAGAUGAUGUAAUUCAAGUUAUGUAAUUUGAACUGCUUGCCUGAUGUGAUUAACAUUGUAGCUACAGUAUUAUUUUGGCAUUUUCUUCGCCGACGGACUAGAUACCUACAUUUAGACAACUGGCUAACGUUAGCUAGCUAACGACGUUGAGUGACUGCAGCUGUGCCAGUAGCGCGAGUUAGGCCGCAGCAUCCUCGGCACCUCUUUGUCAGGGUACCCAUGGUAGGCUCUGUUUUUCUUGCAGAAUGGCGCCUCGCGUACAGCUUGAGAAAGCAGCCUGGCGCUGGGUCGAGUCGGUGAGACCAGAGGACAUACAACGGGAACAUAUUGAGAUAGCUUACCGAAUCUGUGUACCGGCGUGCAAGAGGGGAGCAUGCAGGUAAAUGUGCACAUUUAGCUACCUAGAUUUUCUCCUAGCUAAUUUCUUCUAUUCCCAUCCUCAAAACGUGUCCCUUAUGUCAUAUUCAACUGCUAUAAUGUUGCCAGAACAUUAAGAGUGAAUUGAUUGUGUUGCACAACUAUAUUUUCUCUGCUAUUUUAUUAUCUUGUAGUUAACUAGUCGGUUGAAUAUAAUGUGUAUACAUAGGCUACACAAUGAGAUUCCAUCUAUGGAAAGAUAGGCGAAACACUUGUCAUGACAUGUUUUCUCUAGUAUUUUGAUAUUCACAUUACUGAAUAGUAUAGACAAUUCAAUGGUAACAGAAUUACGCGGAGACUUUAAAAUGUAUACCAAACAAAAAACAUUGCUUUCAAGUUUAACAAACCAUAGAACUCUAUGCACAAGGACUACUUGUCAUGGGACAGUCAAAAUCAUGUUUCAUGAAAUUGGAUGAUAUUUGAAGAAAAAUAUGAUGACCAAAGUAUGAAAAAUGACUGUUGCUUCUACAUUGAUAACGUUUGAUCAUAGUUAUCCUACUGGUCCCCUCCCCCAUGUCAAACACUUGUAUUCAGGAGGCUGGAUUAUUUAAGGGAAAUAAGGUGACACCCUAAUGCUCAUUUGAAUACACCAAUGGUAACAUGAUAUUCUCUUACCUAAGUUAAAUAAGUACCCCCAUGUAACCAACAUAGGAGAAGGUGUUUGCAGAGGGGCGUGGUUUAUAUAGCUAAAUAGCUACUCUACUGGUGGCAAAAUGUGUCUAGGGUGUCAGCAAAUAUAGUUACAAGUUUACACUUCAUCUAUGGCAAAGAUACUUAUGUUUCCCCUUUCAUCUGUGUCUGGUGUUAGAUAGUUACUGGCUAGCUAGGUCUUUAGCCAGCAUGGAACAAAAGGGGGGAAGGGUCAUUCAAAACUCUGACACAGUUGGCAUGUCAACACAUCCGUCAGUGCUGCUGUGAACUGCAUCACAAGAAACAAACAUUUUUUGUUUUUUUUGUUUCACCUUUAUUUAACCAGGUAAGCCAGUUGAGAACAAGUUCUCAUUUACAACUGCGACCUGGCCAAGAUAAAGCAAAGCAGUGCGAUUAAAAACAACAUUGACAUCAUUAACCAGGUUUCCAUCCAACCUUUUUACACAAGUAAUGACAGGCCUGAUGGAAACAGACCAUUUUUUUCUGUAAAUGUUCCACAUUUCGAUAAACCAAAAUACGCUAGACACGGGAACUUUUUGUGUCGGUAAAAGGAAUUAUGCAAGAAAUGUCAGUGUAAAUGCUUUUGGUGCAACAUAUCGAAGUAAACUUUGUCACGUGAUGACAUGGGUGUGGUCCUCUCACUCUGACUCAUCGGGAAAGCAUGCAGUUUAUUAGGCUACAGAUGAAAUAUUAACUUCACAGGGUGGUGAAAGUGCAAGGUGAUGAGCUUGAUGCUCCUUUCCAAUAAAUAUCAAGGGUCUUAUUCUGGUGACAUGAUCCUCAAUGCUCGGCUGCAGUUUGACAAACAAAAAUAAGGCUAUACGUGUGCUCUAGCCAACAGCGCGCAGAUACAGUACUGUUGGCUAGAGCGCACGUGCCAAUACCAGAGUGGGCACACACACUAUAUAACGCAAGUUAUUUUGUGAGAAAUCCAUCAGUAGAGUUUAAAAUGUGAUGGUAACCCAUUUAACAGCAAAAUGUAUUUUUUAUAUGCACUACGUCAUCAUGCAUUAUUAUAUUAUUAUUAUUAUUAUGCAUAGCCUUUUAUCUGCAACAAGUCAAUUGGAUGGAAACAUCUCUGGUGGGAAAAAGCACAUUGUUUUUAUGCAGAUUGUAGAAUAUUCGUAUGAAAAUCUCUCGCCAAUUGAAUGGAAACCUAGCUACAGAUGCAAUUUCAAUGUUUGAGUUGCUUGAUGAUUUUACUGCAACACUGCUCAAUGCAACCAAGUUUCUUGAUAUAGAUGUUUCAAAGAGCUGUCAGUAAAGGUGAGCUCAUGAAUAUAAGCUCCCACCCACUCAGCCUGUCUUUUCAAUCUUCCUGGUAGCAAGCCAUGAGAGAAAGUAAACUACAUGACCAAAAGUAUGUGGACACCUGCUCGUCGAACAUCUCAUUCCAAAAUCAUAGGCAUUAAUAUGGAGUUGGUCCCCCCUUUGCUGCUAUAACAGCCUCCACUCUUCUGGGAAGGAUUUCCACUAGAUGUUGGAAAAUUGCUGCGGGGACUUGCUUCCAUUCAGCCACAAGCAUUCGUGAGGUCGGGCACUGAUGUUGGUCGAUUAGGCCUGGCUCGCAGUCGGCGUACCAAUUCAUUACAAAGGUGUUUGAUGAGGUUGAGGUCAGGGCUCUGUGCAGGCCAGUCAAGUUCUUCCACACCGAUCUCGACAAACCAUUUCUGUAUGGACCUCGCUUUGUGCACGGGGGCAUUGUCAUGCUGAAACAUUAAAGGGCCUUCCCCAAACUGUUGCCACAAAGUUGGAAGCACAGAAUCGUGUAGAAUGUCAUUGUAUGCUGUAUCGUUAAGAUUUCCCUUCACUGGAACUAAGGGGCCUAGCCCGAACCAUGGAAAAGAGCCACAGACCAUUAUUCCUCCUCCACCAAACUUAACAGUUGGCACUAUGGCAGAUGCCAGGAGAACGUUACCAAACCCAGAUUCGUCCUUUGGACUGCCAGAUGGUGAAGCGUGAUUCAUCACUCCAGAGAACUCGUUUCCACUGCUCCAGAGUCCAAUGGCGGCGAGCUUUACACCACUCCGGCCGAUGCUUGGCAUUGUGCAUGGUGAUCUUAGGCUUGUGUGCGGCUGCUCGGCCAUGGAAACCCAUUUCAUUAAGCUCCCGACGAACAGCUCUUGUGCUGAUGUUGCUUCCAGAGGCAGUUUGGAAGUCGGUAGUGUUGCAACCGAGGACAGACGAUUUUUAAGCGCUUCAGCACUCGGCUGUCCCGUUCUGUCAGCUUGUGUGGCCUACCACUUCGCGGCUGAGCUGUUGUUGCUCCUAGACAUUUCCACUUCACAAUAACAGCACUUACAGUUGACCGGGGCAGCUCUGGCAGGGCAGAAAUUUGACGAACUGACUUGUUGGAAAGGUGGCAUCCUAUGACGUUGCCACGUUGAAAUUCACUGAGCUCUUUCAGUAAGGCCGUUCUACUGCCAAUGUUUGUCUAUGGACAUAUUUAGCAUUUCUAUUCCCCCAAAAAUAUUAUGGGUGAUUUAUUUUAGUCACUCAAAAUACUAUUUUACAUGAAUCAGAAUGACUGUUUGGGACCUUGUUAAAUGUUCAGUGGAAAUUGUUAAAACAUAUUUACAGGCACUGUAGAGAUACAAAGUUUGGUAACAUAAUAGAACUGAGGGAGAUUUAGCAUCUGCACAGUUUUUCCAGUAAGUUUAUUUUAUUUACUUUAUAAAUUCUUCAAAAUAUUGUGCAUAGAGUUGUAUGGUUUUUUAAAACUCAGUGGUUUUUGUUUGGCAUGCAUUUUUUAAAGUGAAAGAUUGGAGUCUCACAGGGAAUUCCACUGUAAUAUAAUUACUUUAUCUGCUUCCUAAUGCUUGAUGUCAUUCCUUGGUAUUAAAGGAAAGGUUGACCCAUUUUGAAUGUUAUAUUGCUUUUGUGCAUCUGAGUGAUGUUCUAUCGAUUCCUUGGGUCAUUUAAUGUUUUCAUGUGUAUCUGAGUUAUUGGCGUUCAAGCAGGCAGAAAUCCGGACAGUAUGAUGUAGCACUGUGAUAGUCGCUCUCACUACACUGGAAGUUAAUAGGAAUACGACUUUUAGAUCGCGAAACCGUCUAUCAUACAUGUCAGAUUUCAAUACUAGUCAAUGUCAUAACUCGGGAGGAUGUCUUCUCGCGAAUGAGCCAUUGAUCGUAUUUUUGCGAUAUUCCUUCCACGAGAAAUGUGUAAUUUAACGGAGGGUCUAGCACAUUCUUCCUAUCUGUCUGCCUCUAUAGUCCAGGGUGCAUUGCAUGGUGCCGUUAUCAGAGAUAUUAUAGAAAGGAGAUAGCAAUCCAAUGAAUGAAGGAACGUAUAACGCCCCACCCAGCAGACUGUCAUGCUGCGUCACACAAUCCCUUCUCAAAGUCGGUGUAUAUGUCGAGAAACCUGCCUAUUUUCCUCGAAAGUAUGUAAUGUACGAUUUUAAAGCUAUACGAUAUUACAGAGAGCAAGUUAAUUAUCUCACAUCUAGGAAAAUAUUUGUAAUGUUGUACUUCAGGUUGAUGAAAUUCGUGCUAAUGUUGGGUUUUUGAGCAAGCGCCCAAUAGACUCCCAUUCACUCCUUGAAGAAGAGCGCUCCUUGUCCCAGAAUCGCUUGAAUGCACCGCGUGGCCCAUUGACGUAGCAUGGGAAACGUUUCCCAUCUCCUCAAAAGUAUAUCUGCCGUUGCGAAUGUCAGACUCCACUCUGAGCCACACCGAUCUGCAGGUUCAAAAUGUUGAGAUUAGUGCAUGUUUUUUUUUGGCGAUUUUACAGCUAACUGUCUUUGGUAUUAUUGUGUGUAGCUUCGUUCGCUUGCUAGCCACAACGAUUUUCCAUGUUGCUACCAAACUUAUUAUAAAGCCAAAAUGAAACAUUUGUUCACAGAAAAUAUUAUUCUCACAUAUUAGUGUUGUCUAACACAGUAAAUAAGGAAUGAGUGGUUUUGGUUGGAUUUUUCCUUUAAUGCCUGAAGCCACUAUCUUUGCUUGAAAAAUAUGUGAAAGAGAUUGUUGUUAGGAUACUGACGUCUCUCCCCCUGACUUUGCUUAUACAGGAGGAAUUGCAAAGGGAACCCAAAUUGUCUUGUCGGUAUUGGGGAACAUGCCUGGUUGGGAGAGAUCGACGAGAACACCUUCCACAAUAUUGACGAUCCAAACUCGGAGCGUCGGGACAAGGUAGGCCUACCUCCACAACGUUCAACAUGAACACAGAUUUACACCUGCAAGGAUGUGCUCCUGCCUAUUUGUGAAUCCACAUUACUUAGUUCCACUUCAAGUUAAACUGUCUGCCUUUUGAUCUGCACUGAUUUGAAAACACUGGAUGAGUAAGAGACAAGUUUGUUUGAACUUCCUCCCUCUCCCCUCCCUCUUAGAACACGUUUGUGGGUCUGACAAACCUGGGCGCUACGUGUUACGUCAACACCUUUCUGCAGGUGUGGUUCCACAACCUGGAACUGCGCAGGACCCUGUACCUGUGUCAGAACGCCAGGGCAGAGGAGCACAACAUGGACUCAGGUGUGCAAGCCCUCAGAGAUAAGCCCAACCAUAUAGAUGACCUCAGAUAAACCCAAAUUGUAGAGCUGAAACACAUUUUUCCCUUUCUCAGACUACGAGCCUCGCAGCAUAUGUGAACACCUGCAGUACCUAUUUGCACUGCUGCAGAACAGCAACAGAAGGUACAUCGACCCAUCAGGGCUGGUCAAGGCUCUGGGGCUGGACACAGGACAACAGCAGGUAGAGACCAAUUAUAUUUUUACAUGUACAGGAAAAGUCUGUGUGAAGAGUUCACAAUGUUUGGAAGAAGGUUAUUUGUUUUGACAGUGGCUAUAGGAAGAAAACAAAUAAUACAAUUAAAAUUGAAACUGUGUUUUUAUUUUACUCUCUCUUUCUCCUACCUGUCUUCCUUUCUUUCACUUUCAGGACGCGCAAGAGUUUUCCAAGCUCUUCCUCUCGCUAUUGGAGGACACCUUAUCCAAACAGAAGAACCCAAACCUGCAGAAUGUCAUCCAGCAGCAGUUCUGUGGACAGAUGUCUUACUUCACUGUGUAAGCCAGGAAUACAUUCACCCAUGAACUUUAAUCAGACUUAAAUAACAUUCUAACAACCUAGUUGUAGUUUUAUUUGUUAGAAUUUGGAAUCUUCCGGUUGCCAUGAGAGAUGUCCUUGUCCUUUCUUGCUUUAUGGGUGGGUUUUUAUAAAGUCAAGCGUCUGACUAUUUUGUGCUUUGAUAUCAGUGGUGGUGCCAGUCAGAAGUGAAAUAGGAUUUAACAGUCUUUUAUUAGCAUCAUAAAGGCAGAUGGAAAAGUGCUGUGUCAGGUUAACUGGAUGGUCUAUGUCAGGCCAGACACUAGGGUUUUUUACUAGAGGUUCUGGCUUUGUGGCUACAAAGGUUAUGCUUUUAUCUGGGCCACGCUUUUGCCAUAUGAUUUUGGAUCAAGAUCAAAAAAAUGUUUUUGGACUACCUUGUUUAGUUUUGUUGCCAACCUCCCGAGUGGCACAGUGGUCUAAGGCACUGCAUCGCAGUGCUAGCUGUGCCACUAGAGAUCCUGGUUUGAAUCCAGGCUCUGUCGUAGCCGGCCGCGACCGGGAGACCCAUGGGGCGGCGCACAAUUGGCCCAGCAUCAUCCAGGGUAGGGGAGGGAAUGGCCGGCAGGGAUGUAGCUCAGUUGGUGGUGGGUUCGAUUCCCACGGGGGGCCAGUAUAAAAAAUAAUGUAUGCACUCACUAACUGUAAGUCGCUCUGGAUAAGAGCGUCUGCUAAAUGACUAAAAAUGUUUAAAAAAAAAUAAUAAUAAUAAUGUAAAUCAACCCAGACUUCUACAGAACACAGAUACAUUUCAGUCCUCUGAGAAAAAGAAAUAACAGGUGCAGACUUUGCACUGGUACGGACACUGAGUAAACCUGUCCCUGAGUGUUUCCCUCUCUGGCUUUAUGACACAGGUGUAACCAGUGUGGUCGUGCUUCUCCUCUGCCGUCCCGAUUCUACGAACUGGAGCUCAACAUCCAGGGCCACAAGAACCUUACAGAAUGUGUCACAGAGUUCCUCAAGGUAACCAUGUAUUAUGACAUCAGUUCCCCAAGGUAACAAUGAAGCCAUAAGACUGCUAAAUAGCUAACAAAAUGGAUGAUCUGAGUUGGCCCUUGUAUUACAUUUUUUUUUUUUUGCACGGUCUCUAUGCACACUCACAGGACUCUACACACUCAUGCACACUGACACUUCAACACACACACUCCAUUUGCUCGCACACACAUUAAUACUGACUCUAGACACACACUCGCAUACAAUCAUCAUGUACGCUGCUGCUACUCUGUUGAUCAAAUAUCCUGAUGCCUAGUCGACUUGCGUCUAUACAUAUCGCUCCACUAUCCCUGCACAUUGUAAAUAUGGUAUUGGAACUGACCCUGUAUAUAGCUUCUUACUACUCAUGUUUUUCUUAUUUUUAUUUCUUGUGUUUUUUUCUACCUUAUGUUAUUUUUAGUACUACAUUUAUAUUGAUUACUGAGUUGUUGGGUUUAGAAUGUGCAAGAAAGGUAUUUCACUGUACUUGUGCACGUGACAUUGAAACUUGAAACAAUGUGUAAUGAUAUCAGUGUUCCCAACGGUAUUAAUGCAUUGACAUCUGUUCCCCAAGGUAUCAAUGCAUUUUGACGUCAGAGUUCCGCAAGUAACAAUGAAUUAGGACAUCAGGGUUAUUUCCCCUAGGUAACAGCGGAGGUGCAUAAAGAUAGGGCCCGGCACAGUCCAAUGGCCACCCACCAAAAAUGGAAUUGCAAAAUUUCAACUACACUAUGUAGUUAAUGUUUUGAACAUGAAUACUGUGCGAUUCAAAACGUGUAAUAUUUGCCCAUUUUUAUUUAAUCAAAGUUUUGAAAUUUAGCAUCAAAUCACAGCGCGUGUGCUCCGACGUUGCUAAGUUUAGUCUUGGUUACUUUUGUUGCACACUGGCAAACAUAACUAUUUGUGCGUUCGGUGUUCAUCCUUGCAUCAGCUCAACCAACAUAGUAAAGUAAAUAUGUUUUAACCAUGUACAGUAAUUUUUCUCUGUUAAUAUAAGACAUUUUGUCAGCUGUAUUUAGCCUACAAGGGCCGUCAUUGCUCUUGCCUGCUAGCCAAACUAAAGAUGGCACAACGUUUGCUGGCUAACACAGCUCUCAAAACAAGCAAGGACCUGACAGCUAAAUAAAGCGCUGUUCUGGCUUCUGUGAAAUAUCUAUUCAGCAUGUUUCAACAGCUUCUUAUCUCGUAUUGUUUCGUGAUUCGUCCGGUCCGGUACAUGCGUUGCUUUCUGCAAGCAUGGACAACGGAACGUGUGUAACAAUUGUAACCAAGAUGCAACCUCGUACUGUUGCUAGGGGAAAUUACCCAAAAUGUGCAAUGAUUUCAAAAUCGGUCCUUUUGAUUUAUAAUUUUAAAUUAAUGUGCAACUUUUACAAGUGUUGAACAACACAGUGUUCAUAUUCAUAAAAUUAUCUAUGUAAUGAUGUUGAAACGUUGUAGUUUUGUUUCCUGAGUCACAGAAUGCCUUUUCUGAAGCCUUUUUUGGUGUGUGGCCCUUAGGCAACCAUGCACUUACCACAAAUGCCUUGUUUACCAAGUUAGCCGUAUUGUACAUUGCUCUCCGUUAAUCUUUUUUUGUAUCGUCAUUAGCAUAGUAUACAUGCUCCAAGACGCAGGCAAUUUGAGAAUCAGAAAAACGUAGAUUGUGCUGAUAUAUUGCUGCAUUGAACUCAAUGGAUGGUUUUUAAAUAAUGACGUCAUAUCUGAAUUCCGACAUCUUUAUGCACAUUUGACAUUAAUUGUGACAACACUCAAUAUUUGUGAGUUGGGUUUAUUUGAGUUUUUUAUUAAAUCACCCUGUGAACUCUCCCUGCAGGAGGAGAAGUUGGAUGGUGACAACCGCUACUUCUGUGAGAGCUGCCAGAGCAAACAGAACGCCACUCGACGCAUCAAACUGCACAGCCUCCCACGGGUACUCAACCUGCAGCUCAUGCGUUUCGUUUUCGACAGGUCAGUUUGAUUCAUUCAGUCUGUAGUCUCUAGUCUAGCACCCUUUACUACCCACCCUGAGGAGUGGCCAUAUGCAUUAGACUAUCACUGAGGGUCAAUGCAACAACUCUAACUCGGUGGUGUUGCUCAAUGUUGUCUUUCCACCUCUGAUUUCCAGACAAACUGGUCACAAGAAGAAGCUCAACACCUUCAUCAGUUUCCCAGAGCAGCUGGACAUGGGCCCGUUUCUGGAGGAAAAAGGUAUUGCCAGCCUCAUUCUGAACAUGUGACCAAAUAUUUCAUGAUAAAGAUGGAUAUCGCGUCAUCUUCUAUGCUCGGACACGCCUACCCGUGACGUAUUUGAUGUUGCGCUACAUGACCGAAGUUCUGUGAGAGUAUUUUUGACAAUGGUAUGAAGGUUGUUCCAUUUGAUUUCAAUCACUUUUUGACGGCACCCCUUUUGAUUUGAAUGAAACUUUCUAUGCAUAUUUGCCCAUGGUAGAAUUGGUCCGAAAGUAACUUUUUAGACCUGAAUGACCCAUUUUGCAUACCCCACCAUACCAUGAGAUGACAUCCUUGUCUUCACACUGGAAAAUUUUUUACGAUUGACUUGAUAUCAAUUUGAUAAUUUCUUUUAAAAAAUGUUUUGUAAUAAGUAAUUUUCUUAACCUUUCACAAAUUAUUUAACGCGUAAAGUCAGUUUGUUUUUCAUUUUUGCAUAUGUUAUAACUUAGAUAAUAUUUUACAUCAUCUGAAGUGUUUGUGUUGUGCCCGCCAUUGGUUGAGACACAGCAUGCUCUCGAAUACAGGGAGGGUGUCAUGUUUUGGCUAAUAAACGUUUUAAAGUGCGAAUACAAUUAAAAUGUCAACUUUCAAAUGGUAGCACAACGAUGGUUGGAGGUCCACACAUCAGAGAUACUGACUUGAAUGGGAAUGUAAUUUCUUUAAAAGUACACUGUCAAUCUGCCAUUUGGAAACCUAUUGAAAUCAUAGAAAUAUAGAUAAUCGAAUAGACAUUACUCUUUAGGUCGACAUUCAACGUUUGGUGGAACAGCGGCCAUCUUUGUGAUAGUAAUUAGAAGUAGAAAAUGUAAUUCAAAUAAAAUGUCAAUGAUUUACUAGCUAAAUUGCAGUAUAUUUGUAUGAAUUUUAGAUGUACUUUUUAUAGAAUUUUUAUAGAAAUAAUAAAUUAUAAAAUAGUUUGACAACCCUGUUUGUAAACUUUUUUAAAUAUAUCAAACUCAACCAUUUAUCUUUUCCGGUGAUGAAGACAUGGAUGUCUCAUGGUAGGGUGGGGUCAAAAAGUGAAUGAAAUCAAAUGGAACGACCCAUGAUAAGGCUGCAGACACACAUAAUCCAUGCUGUGGAAAGUUGGUUAGUCUGUGUGUGUGUGUUUGUUUUGGGCCUCUUUGGGUGACAUCCCCAGAAGAUGAGAAGUGUGUGUACGAGCUGAGUGCAGUCCUGAUCCACCGCGGGGUCAGCGCCUACUCGGGUCACUACAUCGCCCACGUGCGAGACGCCCGCACCAGCGACUGGUACAAGUUCAACGACGAGGAGAUUGAGAAGAUGGAGGGCAAGAAGCUACAGCUGGGCUUAGAGGAGGACAUCGGUGAGCCUCCCUGAGUCCCUGCUCCUCCCUGCCUUAGUCCACUUGUACCCCCCUUCACCUCUCCUCCCUUUUCUUUCCAUUCACUUCCCUGAAUUGUAGCUGUAUCAUUUUGUAAUACAUCUUGGUUAAAAAUGGGCAGCUGUUUAGUGGUAAAUGUCCCGCCCUUACCACUCUUCAUCGCUGCUUCUCUUAUACGCAUUCUCUGCUGUUCUUCUGGUCUUUCUCCAGCCGAGACUGUGAAGUCCCAGACCCGUAAGCCCAAGUGCAGUAAAGGAUACCACUGUUCCAGGAACGCCUACAUGCUGGUGUACAAGAGCCAGGGAGAGGAGGACACUGACCCCAUGGAGACCAACGUUGAGGUGCCAGGUGAGAAUCUAACUACUGUACUGCACCUGGUGAUUACUGUAGUACAAUACAUCAUGUGCAAGGUAAGAAUUGAGCUAGCUAAAGGGCUGCAGUUUGUACAGACCUUUGACAUACUUGAUUCAAAUAGUCACGAAGUCAACACCCCAGGUAAAAAUAGGUAAGAAUACAUGUAUAGGUGGUAAAAGCUAUGCCCUAGUAAGAUUAUUCCCUAGUGAAUUGUAUUGUUCUAUAUUCCCUGAUAUUGUAAAAUUGGCUAAAUGUGCAUGGUACACUACCUGUUGCUGCAGAAGCCUUGUGGUUAGAAUGUUGUGGUUGUAUGACCUUUGAACCCAGCUAUGGGAGCUGUGAUGUCAGUGGGAUCCCUCUAUCUGUGCCAGGCUUUCUGGAGAGGCUGGUGGACCGAGACAACAGGAAGUUUGAGGAGUGGUGCCUGGAAAUGGCCGACAUGCGCAAGCAGAGCGUUGACAAGGGCAAGGCCAAGCACGAAGAGGUGAAGGAACUGUACGAGCUUUUACCAGCGGAAGAUGGUUCGUAAAAACAUUACCCCAGACACAUCACAAUAUUGCAAUAUGAAAGUAGUUCUAUGUUCAUGAUGGUGUAUAAUGCCGGUGUUUUUCACUAGUGCUGGCUGUCGGCUUAACAGACUCAUUUUCAGCCGACUACCUUUUCCACUUACAUUAACUACGCUACUUUUCAAUAAAUUUGUCAGAAAAAGUCAGCCGAGCCCCCUCCCGCAAGAAUGAACGAUAUGCAUCUUCUAGCGAUCUAUUGAUAGGGCAGGCGCCUGUCAUUCAAAGUGAGCGACGAAAGGGAAACACUGCUAGUUUGACAGUCUGCUGUCUGUCCCGCCUCCCGGUACCUGUGGGCAGUGUGAUUUGUGUGCGCUGUGGUUGGUUGCAGUCUAAUUUCUUUAUACUGAGGAGGGGGAGAGCAUGAUGCUCCUUCAUCAUCUCUGUGAGUGAAUUUCAAGACACUACAGUGUGACCAUUUUACUAGCAUUUGCACCUAAAAAUAAAUGUGUGAAUUGAAAAGAUAAAGUAUGAGCACAUGUGUGAGUUGUGAUUUAUAGCAAAUAAAACGUGGAAUUUUAAGAUGGUUGUGUUGGAUCCCGUGUAGCUCAGUUGGUAGAGCAUGGCGUUUGCAACGCCAGGGUUGUGGGUUCGUUUCCCACCGGGGGCCAGUAUGAAAAUGUAUGCACUCACUUAACUGUAAGUUGCUCUGGAUAAGAGCGUCUGCUAAAAAACUUAAAUGUAAAUCAUUUAGCUAUUUGAUUUAGAAUUUUAGGACCCCUCUAGGUAUAAAAACAUAUAUAUAUAUUUGAUAUAACAUUGAAUUUGGCCUUUACCGCUAUAGCCCAUAUAAACGCAUUGAAAACACAUUCAUAAAUGAUAAAAAAGACAGUCAAAAAAUAAAUCAUAAGGAAGAAUGUUUUGAAGUGUCUGUCCUAUAUCUAGGAGAUACAAGAAAGCUCAGAAGAAGAAGAAAAAACACUUAGCAGCUGAGCCGUUGUUGCUCCUAGACAUUUCCACUUCACAAUAACAGCACUUACAGUUGACCAGGGCAGCUCUAGCAGGACAGAUAUUUGACGAACUGACUUGUUGGAAAGGUGGCAUCCUAUUACGGUGCCACUUUCAAAGUCACUGAGUAAGGUCUUCAGUAAGGCCAUUCUACUGCCAAUGUUUGUCAAUGGAGAUUGCAUGGCGUUGUGCUCGAUUUUAUAACUGUCAGCAACGGGUGUGGCUGAAAUAACCGAAUCCACUAAUUUUAAGGGGUGUCCACAUACUUGUGUGUAUAUAGUGUAUUUAGUUUUGAACAGUUUGCGCUAGAGACGAGCAGUUUGCUGAAUUGUAAAGGUGCGACCACGGACACGAAGCCAUGCUUAGUUUGUUUCUAUGGCAGAGGCUGUGUGGUACAGCUAAGCCUAAUCAGACUUGCCUGUGCUAAUGGUUCUCACAGGCAAAGUCAAUUAUACAUAUGACUUUGCUUGUGAUGCGCGCCCCUCAAAUGAUACCGUAACAACAGCCUGAGCGAACUAGACUUGAAACAACGAUACAGAUGUAACCAUGUGCCUGCCAUUCAAUGUAUUGUCUUUGCUGCACUGGUACUCCCAAGUCAAAAUUCCAUGUUCAUUCCACAGGUCACGUUUAUAAGUGAGUGUUAAACAAAUGUAUCAAGAUUAGGAAAGGUUUCGCGGCACACCAGUUGAAAACCACCAGUGUUGGGGAAGCUACUCUGAAAAUAGUGUUUACCAAGCUACCAAUUACUUUACACUGGAACAAGUUAAGCUACAAUAAAGCUACCCCUUAAGAAAAAUGUAGUUGACUUAACUAAAGUUACUUUUAAAAAGUAGUUCACUACAUCCAAAUCAGAAAAAAAUAUGUUUACAGAAUGUGAAAUAGUUUCAAGUGAGAAUGAGGCAGGUCUGAUGUGAAAAAGAAAGGAUAUUCUUGCCUACUUCACCCAUAUUUUAUUUUUGCCCCAAAAUAGUGUAGUUCCAGUAGUUAGCUACACGGCAAAAAAGUAAUGAACUACUGAAAACACUACCUAGAUUUGACUUUAGUUCAACUACCACCACGCUACAACAAAAUGUAGUUAAAUUACUAGUUGAACUACAUGUAGUUCACUACUCCAGCACUCCACUGCAGUAGGCUUGCCAAGAUGAAUGCUUUUUUUUUUUUUUUAUGCUAUCAACAGUAGCCAGCCUAUUGCUGGUUUGUUCGGUAUAGAAGGUUUACUUUUGUAAAUCACUUUCCCUAAAAUAAAUAAAUAAGCUCAGCGUGUGGAUUGAUGAGUGCUUCUUUUUGCUCUGCAGUCUGCACAGCUCCCGUGUGCAGUGCAUCAACUGAUGUACUUCUCCAGAAUGACAAGUUGUGACAUGCAGGGAGCGUGGUGUGGGUUUGACGACAUUUUUACAUUUGAGUCAUUUAGCAGACGCUCUUAUCCAGAGCCACUUGCAGUUAGUGAGUGCAUACAUUAUUUUUUUAUUUUUCAUACUGGCCCCCCCUGGGAAUUGAACCCACAACCCUGGCGUUGCAAACGCCAUGCUCUACCAACUGAGCUACACGGGAUCCAACACAACCAUCUUAAAAACCCAUGUUUUUUUUGCUAUAAAUCACAACUCACACAUGUGCUCAUACUUUACCUUUUCAGUUCACACAUUUAUUUUUAGGUGCAAAUGCUAGUAAAAUGGUCACACUGUAGUGUCUUGAAAUUCACUCACAGAGACGAUGAAGGAGCAUCAUGCUCUCCCCCUCCUCAGUGUAAAGAAAUUAGACUGCAACCAACCACAGCGCACACAAAUCACACUGCCCACAGCUGCCGGCCAUUCCCUCCCCUGCCCUGGACGACGCUGGGCCAAUUGUGCGCCGCCCCAUGGGUCUCCCGGUCGCGGCCGGCUACGACAGAGCCUGGAUUCGAACCAGGAUCUCUAGUGGCACAGCUAGCACUGCGAUGCAGUGCAAUAUUUGAUAUUGCUCAAAUACAAAUGGCAUGACUUUUCCGUGUGUUGUCUUCAAUGGUUUUCAAUGGCAGACUGUGACGGGGCAGGUACAUGUCGCUAAAACCGCAUUAUAAACUGGGUGGUUCGAGCCCUGUAUGAUGAUUAGCUGACAGCCAUGGUAUAUCAGACCGUAUACCAUGGGUAUGACAAAACAUAUUUUUACUGUUCUAAUGAUGUUGGUAACCAGUUUAUAAUAGCAAUAAGGCACCUCAGGGGUUUGUGGUAUAUGGACAAUAUAAAGUCUUGGUCAAAAGUUUGAGAAUGACACAAAUACUAAUUUUCAAAGUCUGCUGCCUCAGUUUUGAUGAUGGCAAUUUGCAUAUACUCCAGAAUGUCAUGAAGAGUGAUCAGAUGAAUUGCAAUUAAUUGCAAAGUCCCUCAUUGCCAUGAAAUGAACUUAAUCCCCAAAAAACAUUUCCACUGCAUUUCAGCCCUGCCAUAAAAGGACCAGCUGACAUCAUGUCAGUGAUUCUCUUGUUAACACAGGUGAGAGUGUUGACGAGGACAAGGCUGGAGAUCACUCUGUCAUGCUGAUUGAGUUAGAAUAACAGACUGGAAGCUUUAAAAGGAGGGUGGUGCAUGAAAUCAUUGUUCUUCCUCUGUUAACCAUGGUUACCUGCAUUGAAACACGUGCCGUCAUCAUUGCUUUGCACAAAAAGGGCUUCACAGGCAAGGAUAUUGCUGCUAGUAAGAUUGCAUCUAAAUCAACCAUUUAUCGGAUCAUCAAGAACUUCAAGGAGAGAGGUUCAAUUGUUGUGAAGAAGGCGUCAGGGCGCCCCAAGAAAGUCCAGCAAGCGCCAGGACCGUCUCCUAAAGUUGAUUCAGCUGCGGGAUCGGGGCACCACCAGUGCAGAGCUUGCUCAGGAAUGGCAGCAGGCAGGUGUGAGUGCAUCUGCACACACAGUGAGGCGAAGACUUUUGGAGGAUGGCCUGGUGUCAAGAAGGGCAGUAAAGAAGCCACUUCUCUCCAGGAAAAACAUCAGGGACAUUUUACAUUUUAGGGACAGACUGAUAUUCUGCAAAAGGUACAGGGAUUGGACUGCUGAGGACUGGGGUAAAGUCAUUUUCUCUGAUGAAUCCCCUUUCCAAUUGUUUGGGGUAUCCGGAAAACACCUUGUCCGGAGAAGACAAGGUGAGCGCUACCAUCAGUCCUGUGUCAUGCCAACAGUAAAGCAUCCUGAGACCAUUCAUGUGUGGGGUUGCUUCUCAGCCAAGGGAGUGGGCUCACUCACAAUUUUGCCUAAGAACACAGCCAUGAAUAAAGAAUGGUACCAACACAUCCUCAGAGAGCAACUUCUCCCAACCAUCCAAGAACAGUUUGGUGACAACCAAUGCCUUUUCCAGCAUGGUGGAGCACCUUGCCAUAAGGCAAAAGUGAUAACUAAGUGGCUCGGGGAACAAAACAUUGACAUUUUGGGUCCAUGGCCAGGAAACUCCCCAGACCUUAAUCCCAUUGAGAACUUGUGGUCGAUCCUCAAGAGGCGGGUGAACAAACAAAAACCCACAAAUUCUGACAAACUCCAAGCAUUGAUUAUGCAAGAAUGGGCUGCCAUCAGUCAGGAUGUGGCCCAGAAGUUAAUUGACAGGGCGGAUUGCAGAGGUCUUGAAAAAGACAGGUCAACACUGCAAAUAUUGACUCUUUGCAUAAACUUGAUGUAAUUGUCAAUAAAAGCCUUUGACACUUAUGGAAUGCUUGUAAUUAUACUUCAGUAUACCAUAGUAACAUCUGACAAAAAUAUCUCGUAACACUGAAGCAGCAAACUUUGUGAAGACCAAUACUUGUGUCAUUCUCAAAACUUUUGACCACGACUGUACCACGGCUAAGGGCUGUGUCCAGGCACUCUGCGUUGCAUCGUGCAAAAGAACAGCCCUUAGCCGUGGUAUAUUGGCCAUAUACCACACCUCCUCUGACCUUAUUGCUUAAAUAACAUCUGCGAAAUAUGUGUAUGCAACCAAAAUUGUAUUUGAUGUCAAACUGGAACGAACUGCAAAAAUCUCUGAAGCUGGAGACACUAAUCUCCCUCACUAACUUUAAGCAUAAUUUGUCAGAGCAGCUUACCGAUCACUGCACCUGUACACAGCCCAUCUGUAAUUAGCCCACCCGUAAUUAGCCCACCCAACUACCUCAUCCGCAUAUUGUUAUUUAUUUUGCUCAUUUGCACCCCAGUAUCUCUAUUUGCACAUCAUCUUCUGCACAUCUAUCACUCCAGUGUUAAUACUAAAUUGUAAUUAUUUUGCACUAUGACCUAUUUAUUGCCUUACCUCCAUAACUUACUACAUUUGCACACACUGUAUAUAGAUUUUCUAUUGUGUUAGUGACUGUACGUUGUCGUUUAUUCCAUAUGUAACUCUGUGUUGUUGUUGUUUUUUAUCGCACUGCUUUGCUUUAUCUUGGCCAGGUCGCAGUUGUAAAUGAGAACUUGUUCUCAACAGGCUUACCUGGUUAAAUAAAAAAUUAACUGGAAUGCAAAAUGCGCUGAGAAGUUCCUGGCCCCGGGCCUGCGGGCCAUCGUUAAUGUCGGACCCUGCAUGUUUCUGUGUUUAUUUCUUACAGGCCAAGAGUAUGAGUUUGUGCCUCUGGAGUGGCUGAAGAAAUGGUUGGAUGACUCGACGGUCACCAAAGAAAUCGACAACGGCAACUUCCUGUGUUCUCACGGUAAACUGCACCCCGACAAGGUGGGGGAGGCCAAGAGGAUCUCCGUCAACGCAGCAGAGCUUCUCUUCAACAAAUAUGGAGGAGGACCCAGGCUAGAUGGUAAGAGCCGUUGCGAUGGCUGACUUGCAGUGGAUAUUCUCAGCUGCUCUCUGCAAACUCUGACCUCUUCUGUGUGUGACCCUGUGUCCAGGUUCAACUCUCUGUGAGGAAUGUGUGGGGCAGAGAUGCAGAGUGCUGCGGCUAAAGAACCAGCUGGCCGAGGAUUACAAAGAAGUCACCAACCUUGUCAAGGGCCCGCCCAAAAGGUAACCACUGACUCCCUCAGAUUCAUGGCAUCAUUUUGUGUCCGUAAAACGGUAGGUCAAAUUAACCGUAACUUUGUAAGUAGACGGAAUGGACUUAUACAAAAUAAAAUAAAGUUAGUAAUACUGCAGCUAGUGAUUGUAUCCUGUGCACGUGUGUGUUCUUACGUCUCUCCCCUAUCCGACAGUGAUGAGGGGUACUGGGCGGGCAAGACGUCUCUGCGGAGCUGGAGACAGCUGGCCUUGGAGCAGCUGGAGGAGGACGAGGAGGAGACCAAACACAGCGAUGGUAAAACCAACGGAGAGGGACCAGAGAUCACUGCUACUAAAGGUACACAAACCAGCAGAGAUCACAAAUCUUACAACGACCAGUUAUCACAGUGACUGAAGGUAGAGUAGAGAACUACAUUAUUAUUAUUAUUAUUAUUAUUAUUAUUAUUAUUAUUAUUAGAAUCAAGUGAGAAAUAACAUGUAUUCCCCUCUUUGUGCAGAGAUCAUGAUGAUUGAUUAUUGCUGUCUGAUUCUUGUCUUUAUCAAAGUGUGGCCCGCUAUGUUUGACUAUUGCUGUCUGAUUCCAGAGUACGGCCCAGAGAACCAGGAUGGAGAAGAGGAGGAGAUGAAGACCUUCAACGAGGACAUCCUCUGUCGGCACGGCGGUCUGAGUAUCCUGGAGAGCGAGCGGCGGCUGGUGACUGAGGAGGUGUGGUCCAAACUGAGGGUGUACUUCCCCAAAGCCCCCCAGUUCACCCAGCUACAGGAGCCCUGUCAGCAGUGCCUGGUAAGAAGGGAUGGACGGACGGACGAGGUGGGAGGGAUUAGAGACCCUGUAAAACAAUGUCUCUCCCUACUCCUGUCUACUCUAGCCUUGUAAAGAAAAAAACCUAAUUGUUCAAAUCACAUUCCUAUUAAUGGGCGGCAGAUAGCCUAGCGGUUAAGAGCGUUGUGUCAGUAACCAAAAGGUCGCUGGUUAGAGCCGACUAGGUGGAACAUCUGUUGAUGUGCCCUUGAGCAAGGCACUUAACCCUAAUUGCUCCUGUAAGUCGCUCUGGAUAAGAGUGUCUGCUAAAUGACUCAAAUGUUAAUGUGUUAACUGUGUGAUAUCCCUGUGUUUUCUUGUAGAGGCUGGAGCGAGAGGGGAAAGAGAAUGAGGCUCUGAACAGGAUGAUGGCAUCAGAACAGAAGAGCUCCCUACUCAACCUGUUCCAGGAGAAGAACAGGCCCACACUCACCAAGUGGCCACAGGUAAUAACACUAGGUAGUACACGGCUAAUAACAGUUAAUAACAGCUAGUACACUGGUAAUAAAACUGCUAAUAACUGCUGGGACACUGGUAAUAAAUCAGCUAAUAACUGCUAGGACACUGGUAAUAAAAAGGCUAAUAACUGCUGGGACACUGGUAAUAAAACUGCUAAUAACUGCUGGGACACUGGUAAUAAAUCAGCUAAUAACUGCUAGGACACUGGUAAUAAAAAGGCUAAUAACUGCUGGGACACUGGUAAUAAAACUGCUAAUAACUGCUGGGACACUGGUAUUAAAACUGCUAAUAACUGCUGGGACACUGGUAAUAAAUCAGUUAAUAACUGCUAGGACACUGGUAAUAAAAAGGCUAACUGCUGGGACACUGGUAAUAAAACUGCUAAUAACUGCUGGGACACUGAUAUUAAAACUGCUGGGACACUGGUAAUAAAUAAUCUAAUAACAGCUAGGACACUGAUAAUAAAACAUAAGGCAGGGCUCUGUUCAAAAACCUAAAUAAUUCCUUCCUUCAAUUCUUAGAGUAGAUAUACUAUUGGAUGAACUGAAUAUAUUUGUUGACAUACUGAUGAACCCCAUCUUUGUUUUAGGAGACAGAUAUUCUCUACAUAGUUCCUCUGUUUUUUGUGGACGAGUGGAGAAGGUUCAUCAGGUAAGUCCUUUCCAAAUCCAACAGUUUGGAUGGUGAAGCAGUCCCAAAAAAGUCAAAGAUGGCAUGAAUGACUCUGUCUCUCUCUCUCUCUCUCUCUCUCUCUCUCUGUCUCUCUGUCUCUCUCUCUCUCUCUCUCUCUCUCUCUCUCUCUCUCUCUCUCUCUCUUUGUCUCUCUCUCUCUCUGUCUCUCUCUGUCUCUCUGUCUCUCUGUGUAGGAGGCCCGCUAAGACCACCCCAGUGUCUAGCGUAGGGAACAGUUUGCUCCUAUGUCCCCAUAGAGGCUUCAUGUUCACCUUCGACUCCAUGUUGAAGGGAGACGCCCAACAGUGAGUGACUUCACCGACCUCUGACCUCUCUUGACUCAAGUUGUUGUUUUCAUGUUGUGUUUUAUACAGUACUUCUCUGGUCUUUAUCAUCCAUCCCUCCUGGUCUCAUGUUGUGUGCUGUUCCCUCUGCACAGUAUAGCUCUUCUCUGGCCCGACGAAUGGGAGGUGAUCAGCAGACACUUCCUGGUUGAUCAGCCAAUCUCCAUCUGCCGGAUCAGCGAGGCCACGCCCAACGGCUCCAAUGUGGAGUACACCACCCAGCCUGGUGAGAUUCGAGCCCACGUGAUUUUCCCUUGACUGUGUGACUGUUGUUCUGUUCUGAUUCUUUGAGAACUGCAGAGGAACUGUUUGACUGUGUUGUGUGACAGUUGACUGUGUGUUUGUGUGUGACCAGAGCUGUGUAGGGACUGCAGAGAAGGCUUCAUUUUCCAGCAGCAGAGGGAUAUGAGAGAGUAUGCACAAGCCACAGUCUACGUACGCAAGGUCAUGGACGACAAGAGGGUGAGUCCCUUUCUCGCUCCCCCUUCUACCUCUUUCUCUCUGAAGUAAAUAUGUCUGUCAGAGUGUAAUAUGUAAAUAGUAUGAAUCUCCAGAGAAGAAUACAACUCUGUCUUCCUCUGUAGUUAAUGAAGGAUGCAGCUCCUGAGAUGAAUGUGAGUGGGUCGGAGGCAGAGGAUGAGAGGGAGGAGCCUGUUGCUAAGGUGGAUGGAGAGCGAGACCCUGACUUCAGCCAGGUAGGAUACAACCCGCUCACCUCAGUUACACUUUUUAUGGCUCAUAAGUCUCUAAGAAUCACAUUUUUGAGUAGUUUUGUGGAAACUAAGCCAUUUACUAAUAAUGUAAAAGUGAGAAGUGCUUUAGAGGAUGAUUGACAUGGAUUUUGCCCAAUGUUGCCCUUGCUUCCUGGUCACAUGACCCUCUCUGUCCAGUCAGAGGACGGGGCGAAGCGUCAGAAGCUGAGUGACGGCACCAUCGGUGCUGCGUCAAGUCCCGCACCCAUGGCCAGUGGUGGCAAAUCGGGGAUCAGGAGGAGCACGAGGCACAGGAAGCUCCGGGGAGAGAAAGCACUCAUUGUCUCAGCCAAUCAGACGCUCAAGGAGCUCAAAAUACAGGCGAGGGGUUCAUAAUAAAUCAUCCUUGCCUUUGAAUCUAAGAAUUCCUGAUCCUAACUCUGGUGUGUUGUAAUGGUUCUCCCUCAGAUCAUGCACGCCUUCUCCGUGGCCCCUUUUGAUCAGAACCUAUCGAUUGACGGCCGGUGUCUAACGGACGACUCUGCCACCCUCGGCAGCCUAGGAGUCAUCCCAGAGAGCGUCAUCUGUCUGAAGGUACAAACACUCCCCAUUAGAUUAUAAACUUGAACUUUUUUGAAAGAUGCACCCAGCAUUGGACAGAUGGAUAUCUAAUGGGAAAGUGUACACGUCGUCACGUGAUUACUGGAGACGAUCAGCGAAUAGUUCUUGAAGUUGCUCAUUCCUGAAGCUGUGGUUUUUUACUUUUUCUUUCAGGCUGAUGAACCCAUAGCAGAUUUUGCCGCAAUGGAUGAUGUUUAUCAGGGUAUGUUUAUUUUUGUCUCUUUACAUAUUUUUUUCAGUUUGUUCUUUCGUACACCCAGGAAUUCCUUUUUCGCGGUCACCUAUGAAUUGAAAGAUCCCAUUUUCAAACAACUGUUUCUGUGUUCUCUUCUCAGUGUGUAUGCCUGAAGAAGGAUUUAAAGGUAAGGAAAUUUUCUGAUCACUAUCAUGCUUAGACAAUGGUCGUGACCGAAUACCCAUACUUUGAGUAGUAUGUGACGUUUUGAAAAUCGAGUAUAGUUUAAAUGCCCUGAUGCCAUACUAAUUUUGGCUUUGACAACAGCUGAUAAUAAGGUAUGGGGAUGUGCUACCGAAAUUAACCAAUAACCCGAAACAAUGCAAUCGCGCACGACGCAUUCGCAAUAUGCGAAAAUAUCAAGUUUUAUAGUAUGUACAUUUUCGAAAAUAGUGUUUUAAAUGGCAGGAUGUUAUACUCAUUUCUGCUUUUCAUCUAGUAGAAUUUGAUGCACACUUUUCCACGAUUCAUUGGAAGAGGUGCGCUGCGAGUUCCCUUCCAAGUAGCCAAACAACAAAAAUAGGCUACCUAUUUCAUUUAUUGAUCAAGCCUUAGCAGUCAUUCUGAUCUCGUUCCCAAUGAUCAGUGCUUUAGUAUAUUAUGUUGCUGUCCAGCGGUUCUAAAUUUGCGAUUCACCAAACUGUCUUUUUUUUUUGUUCAAUAGCCUUUUGAUUUGAAACAUUUUGGUGUAUGUACUAGGCUAUUUAAUUUAAUUUAUGUAUGUUACAGCACUUUGGUUUCACUAAUAAAUAUGUUGAAAUGGAACCAAAUGAUCUGUUUCUGUCUUCAGUCCUUUUUAAAUAGGAUAGAUGGGCUACAGUAUAGGUGGAAUGUGAUAGUCUGCCUAUAACCAGCCUGAGUAGCCUAUUACUCCAUUCCUAUUCUAUUCAGAGUUUGGAGAAAUUAAUAGAAUUGGAAAUGAGCUAUUAUCAGGCUGGUUAAUGCGAUGCAGGUCGGUUGAAUUUGGAAAAAUCCACCCUCACUCGGCCCCGCCCCACCUACUCAGCCAAUCAGGAGCCACUACUGCGUUGCGGCCGUGGCAUACGGCAUACUUUUUACUAAACGGUAUGUGCUAAAUAGUAUGCGACAAUGAGUAACAUAGUAUGCAGUUUAAGUAUGUGGUAUGCUAGUAUGGGUAUUCGGACAUGGCCAAUGUCUACGUGCUUGAGCUGCAGUAUGUUAAAUUUGACCAGAUUUAUCGAUUUGUAUGUCAAUGUUGAUAAAACAUGCGUAUGUAUCCGUUUAGGCACUGGGCUUCUUGGCCACUGAAGAGGACAUAAGUCGCUGCCCUCGAAGCGGACUGAAGCUGGACAACAAGAAUAAAAUGCUUGAAUUAGUGUCCAUAAAUGGAGAAAAAGUGCUUUAAUUUUUUUUCUUUGUUUUUAUAUUUUAAACUGUGACUAUGUUGCAAACCCUUUCUUUAUCACUCAGUUCAAAAGUAGCGGCUGGCUUUUAAUAUUUAAAGACGUUUAUGCAUUCUCUGGGACUUUGUGGUCACUCUCUCUUUGCCCGGACUGUGAGUAGAAACGGGUCAUUAGUCGAGUGGCAUCUUCCAAUGUGGAGCCCAAACUUCUCUCUUCUGUCUGCUUCCGUAGGCUUCUGAGAGGAUAGGCCCAGUCGUAGAAGGUGCCCAUUGUAUUUCGAUUGUAGGACAAAAUUUUCCUUGAAUUUUACAAGAGAAAUUUUUUCGUUCAAUGGAAUCUUGUGGUCAUAUUUAAAGAAUGCAUAGUACAUAUUUAAAUAAUGCAAAUGUUAAAUAUUGAAUAUUGUAACUGUUUGGUGGUUUAACAACCUCAACAAAGUUAACAAAAUACUCCCUUGUGACAUUUAGAAGAAGAAAAUAUGUAUAUUUCUUAAAUGAGUAAAGAAACAUUACAAAUUUAGAUUAGAUUUGUCAGAAACAGAUGCAGGCCUUAGUGUGAGCUGUUCUUUUCUCUCUUUCAUAUGGGCAAUAAAGUUAUGUUUUCUUCUAAUUUGAAUGUACAGAUUCUCACACAUUAAUUGUUUUGGACUUAUUUGUGCGCUGUAGAUAAAUACAAUGGGCGGUUUCCCCGACACAGAUUUAAGCCUUUGUCCUGGAAACCGCCCCUCUGACCACUAUGAUAUUGGAUUAAGUAAGUAUAGACUCAUUUUGUAUUUCAUUCUCUAAUAUACACAUUAAACCAAGUCUGGAUGUAUUGUACUGCAGCUACAAGAGCGGAUGGUUGGUGUUUGUAGUUUUAGUACUGCUAUUUGCAUACAUUCUUUAGCAAUUGAAGAAAAAAUUAUUUCACUCAUUUUGAUUUCUCAUAAGUGAAUAUACAUUGAGCACAGUUGAGUUUUCCUUAAGCACUGAUCUUGGGUCAGUCAGGGUUGUGUAGGGUAAAAAGUAUGUGUGGCCAAAGAGGAUAAACUGAUCCCAGAUCUGUGUCUGUUAAUGUGAUGAUUUAACAAAAUGCCUUUUGGAGCAUGCAGUGAGUAAUGGGUAACUGCAUACUGGCGUGUGUCUGGAAGUGGGUGUGUCAACAGAAGUGUAUGGAAAGCUGAUUCAAAUGACAUGUGGAGAAUGAUAGGCUACAUUUGCAUCUGUUGGCAAUCAAGUAGGCUAUUAAUUUCUAUGCCAUUGCAGGCUACUGUAGCCUACCAUUUGAUACAAUAAAUAUAUUGAAAUUAAGAUAUCAGUCAUUGCAAACCAAUUUGUGCCACUUGCCGGCAAACUGAUUUAAUAA
This is a messenger RNA of Coregonus sp. 'balchen', 24328 nucleotides long. NCBI's taxonomy places the organism in Eukaryota, Metazoa, Chordata, Actinopteri, Salmoniformes, Salmonidae. The record is from the annotation of a GenBank genome assembly.